Molecule: messenger RNA, 293 nt
Organism: Dentiscutata heterogama
Lineage: Eukaryota; Fungi; Glomeromycota; Glomeromycetes; Diversisporales; Gigasporaceae
Source: the annotation of a GenBank genome assembly
AAUCAUCUGGCAUAAAGCUUGAUCCAACAGAAGAACGAAUUUUAAAAGAUCAGAUUAGUGUCAUUGAAAGAAAAGAAUCAUAUUUUACAUUAUAUCGAUUCGCUACAAAACUUGACUGGAUAUUAAUGUUUAUUGGGUUAGUGUUUUCAGCAGCCACAGGAGCUGCCAUGCCCGAUAUGUCUCUGAUUAAUGGUGUUAUUCUGUCAUUAUCGGGUAUAUAUCAGAGCUAUCGGAAAACUAAUAGCUAUAUCAAAUUACCAAUUUCUGGCAUAAUACCUGAUAAUGACAAGUGA